AUGUAUAAACAUAAAUAGACUAAAUAGUGCUCAUAAUGUGACAGUUUAGAUCCAUAAUAUAAUCUAGGAAGUUACAAUAUAAAUAUUUAAUGUAGAAUGUGGACAUUAAUUUUGUCAAAAUUGUUUGUAAACUUUUAAAAGAGAUAUUGUAAAUUCUAAGAAAUCAUAAUUUUCACUUAAAUGUCCUAUUGAAACAUGUAAAUAAGAAGUUGAUUUGAAGAAACUAUUGUAAUAUUUAAGUUUACCUAAUUUAUGUAAAAAAUGCAAUAAAGAAUAAUAAUAUACAUGUAGUCAAUGUAUUGUAAAAGAAAUUGAAGAAAUAGCAAAAAUUAAUUAUUAUUCAAAAUUAUUAAAGUUUGAUUAAUUGAUAGAAUUGGAAAACUAAUAAGAACUUUGUGAAGAUUUAAAAAAAUAUGAAUUAAUAUGUCCAGUUUGUACAGAAUUUAAUUAAAUUCCUGUAAUUGUGUGUUUAUAAGGACAUGAAAUUUGCAAAGAUUGCUAUUAUAAUAUUAGAAAUAUAGAUUAUAUAAGAUAAGUUUGUCCUAUUUGUAAAUAAGAAUUAUUAACAACACCACCAAAUAGUCUAAGAGCAUAAACACUUAUUUAGAAUUUAGUAAUUAAAUGUCCAAAAGAGAAUUGUAAAUAAUAAAUUAAAUAUACUGAAUUUGUAUAAAAUCAUUAUAGGAAAUGUAUUAUUAUUAGUAGUUUUAGGUUGUGAAUAAAAAUAAGAAUGUCCUGAUUGUCAUGAAUAAGUUGAGCAAUUGUUUCUAGAAAUACAUUAAACUAAUUAUUGUAUGGGAAGUUAAUGUCCAUUGAAUUGCAAUAGAAAACUUGGAGUAACUUAAACACAAUAGUUUAGGAUCAUCAAAACAAUUUUAUUAUAGAACAUUUAAUAACUACUAUGAGAUCUAGCGGUGUGUCACAUUCAUUUUUACAUAGAAUUUAAGUUGUUGAAAAAUUUCUAUUUUAUGGAUCUUUUGGAGUAUGUCCAGAUUGUGAAGUUUCUUUUGCUUGGUAAGUUGAUAUUAGAGGUGUUUAAUCAACAUUUUGCUUUUAAUGUUUUAGAUUCACAGGAUGA
Paramecium pentaurelia is the source of this 1078-nucleotide messenger RNA. NCBI's taxonomy places the organism in Eukaryota, Ciliophora, Oligohymenophorea, Peniculida, Parameciidae. The record is from the annotation of a GenBank genome assembly.